AUGCCUCUGGUCAAUGGGACGGCGAAGGAAGUACGAGUCAGCCUCCUCGGAAAAGAGAGCAUCAUCAUCAAUUUUGGAUUAUGGCGGAACUAUGUCGCUUCCGAUCUACUGUCGAACCUGGAGUCAUCAACGUAUGUCUUGAUCACUGACACUAAUCUGGGUUCACUCUACACCAAAUUUUUUCAAGAAGCCUUUGAAAAUGCAUCGCAGCAAAAGGCAAAAUCAGCACGGUUGUUGAUCCACCAAAUUCCGCCGGGAGAGAGCUCAAAAUCUCGACAAACAAAGGACGACAUCGAAGAUUGGCUGCUCAGCCAGAGCCCGCCAUGUGGUCGAGACACGGUUAUCAUUGCGUUAGGAGGUGGCGUUGUGGGUGACCUGACAGGAUUUGUUGCCGCCACAUAUAUGCGCGGCGUGAGAUUUGUGCAAGUCCCCACAACACUGCUCGCAAUGGUUGACUCUUCGAUCGGCGGAAAAACAGCUAUUGAUACUCCUCUCGGCAAAAACCUUGUCGGAGCUAUAUGGCAGCCACAAAGAAUAUACAUUGACCUUGAUUUCCUUGGAACCCUACCUCGACGAGAAUUGAUUAAUGGAAUGGCUGAGGUCAUCAAAACCGCAGCGAUCUCUGACGAAGAAGAAUUCAUCGAGCUGGAACGUCAUGCUGAGCGGAUAAUGGCUGCUGUAAAUGCCGACAUCAGCCACGGUGCUUCUAGGUUCAAGGACGUAGAGGCGACUUUGAUCAGAAUUAUUUCUGCUUCCGCAAAGUUCAAGGCCCACGUCGUUACCAUCGACGAAAGAGAGACCGGCCUGCGCAACUUAUUGAACUUUGGACAUUCUAUCGGCCACGCCAUCGAAGCUUUUCUGACACCUCAAGUGCUCCAUGGUGAAUGCGUUGCAAUUGGCAUGAUCAAGGAGGCUGAGCUCGCUCGAUACUUGGGUAUUCUCAGUGGUGUUGCUGUCGGCCGUCUCCAAAAGUGUCUGACUACGUACGGUCUGCCAACUCGACUCGAUGACGAGAGAGUGCGCAAACUGUCCGGAGGUAAGGUCUGUACGGUCGACGGCAUGCUCAAGAAGAUGGGUGUGGACAAGAAAAACGAUGGUGCCAAGAAGAAGGUCGUCCUUCUCUCAGCAAUUGGUCGAACCUACGAACAGAAAGCCAGCGUUGUCUCAGACUCCGACCUGCGCGUUGUGCUUUCUCCGACCGUGGAAGUGGUCCCAGGGGUACCAAAGGACCUCAAUGUUGUCUGCACUCCACCUGGAUCAAAGAGCAUUUCCAACCGAGCGCUCGUCCUUGCAGCACUCGGUCGCGGAACAUGCCGUAUUCAGAAUUUGCUGACCUCGGCGGACACAGAAGUGAUGCUAGAGGCUCUAACACGACUUGGAGCUGCCACAUUCUCUUGGGAAGAAGAUGGUGAAGUUCUUGUUGUGAAUGGGAAUGGUGGUCGGCUUGAGGCCACACAACAUGAGCUCUACUUGGGCAAUGCCGGAACGGCCGCCAGAUUCUUGACGUCAGUUGCGACAUUAACCAGGCAGAGCCAUGUAGCAUCUACAGUGCUUACUGGCAACACCCGAAUGAAGCAACGACCUAUCGGAGAUCUCGUAGAUGCGUUGAGAGAAAAUGGCGCCGGAAUCGAAUAUCUGGAGAACAAUGGAAGUCUACCACUCAACGUCACAGCCUCAGCUGGGUUCAACGGCGGUGAAAUCAAAUUGGCAGCAAAGGUGUCGUCACAAUAUGUCUCUUCUCUGCUGAUGUGUGCCCCCUAUGCAAAGAAGCCUGUUACACUCAGACUCGUGGGCGGAAAGCCUGUUUCGCAACCCUACAUCGACAUGACCAUUGCAAUGAUGGCCUCUUUCGGCGUGCCAGUGCAAAAGUCAAAAACAGAAGCACACACCUAUCACAUCCCGCAAGGCAUUUACUUGAACCCGACCGAGUAUGUGGUCGAAAGCGAUGCAAGUUCUGCAACUUACCCACUUGCAAUUGCGGCGAUAACAGGCACAACAUGCACAAUUCCCAAUAUUGGCUCGGCCUCUCUCCAGGGCGAUUCGGCAUUCGCUACCGAUGUGCUGAGACCGAUGGGCUGUCAAGUGAAACAGACACUUUCAUCAACUACCGUAACGGGGCCUCGAGAUGGCAAGCUCGUACCAUUGGCAAGUAUCGACAUGGAGCCAAUGACGGACGCCUUCUUGACUGCCUCUGUUGUGGCGGCCGUGGCUCAGGGCGGGAAGUCCAACACUACCCGCAUAUAUGGCAUUGCAAAUCAGAGGGUCAAAGAAUGCAACCGCAUUCAAGCGAUGGAGGAUGAGCUAGCAAAGUUUGGUGUUACAUGCCGACAGUUUGACGAUGGCAUCGAAGUGGACGGGAUCGACCGUGCCAGACUAAGACGGCCGCAGGGGGGGGUGUAUUGCUAUGAUGAUCAUCGAGUCGCCAUGAGCUUCAGUGUUCUCGCAUUGGCAGCUCCUCAAUCUACUCUCAUUCUCGAGAAAGAAUGCACGGGCAAAACUUGGCCGGGGUGGUGGGACACCAUGGCUCUGCAAUUCAACGUCAAGCUCGAGGGGGUUGAAUUGCAAGAAAUUGCUGAACAUGCGAAAGCUAAGAAAUCAGAUAGAAGCGCGGCUUCGAUUUUCAUCAUCGGCAUGAGAGGUGCCGGCAAGACCACCUCCGGGUGCUGGGCGGCGAGAUCACUAGGGAAGAAAUUAGUCGACCUAGACACCGAGCUGGAGAGCCGCGAAGGCAUGUCAAUCCCGGAGAUCAUCAAGGGACAAGGCUGGGAUUAUUUCCGGAAACGCGAGUUGGAGCUCCUCAAAUCUGUCAUGAAGGACAUGCCAAAUGACUACGUCUUCGCUUGUGGUGGCGGUGUGGUCGAGACCCAGGAAGCGCGGAACUUGUUGGUCGCAUGGCAUGAAAAAGAAGGCCACGUUCUCUUGGUUGAACGUGACAUCAACGAAGUGAUGGACUUCCUGCAAAUUGACAAAACAAGACCAGCGUACGUGGAAGACAUGAUGGGUGUCUGGCUCCGGAGGAAGCCGUGGUUCGAACAAUGCAGCAAUCUUCUAUAUUACAGCCAAAGCAUCCCCAACGAGCAAAUGUCCGAAGCUGCUGAGGAUUUCGACCGCUUUUUACAGAUGGUGACAGGCAAAAUCGACGUUCUGUCCAAAUUCAAGCGGAAGUCGGAGACUUUCUUCGCGUCUCUGACCUUCCCGGACCUGCGACCUCAUCUGAAAAUCCUACCCGAAGUCUGCCUUGGAUCCGAUGCGGUAGAACUGCGCGUCGACCUCCUCAAGGAUCCCAAGUCAGACGGCGCCAUCCCCUCCGCCGACUAUGUCACCUCUCAACUCUCCUUGCUCCGCGCAACCGUCCCUCUUCCCGUUGUUUUCACGAUCCGCACGAAAUCCCAAGGGGGCAAAUUCCCCGACGAGGCCUAUGCAGAGUAUCUCCAUUUGUGCACCCUCGCUAUCCGCAUGGGCAGCGAAUUCUUGGACCUGGAAGUGGCGUCUUUUCCCGAGUCCGUCCUCUCUCCGAUUCUCAGCUUCAAGAACAGGUCUAACACGCGAAUCAUUGCCUCCCAUCAUGACCCGCAGGGAGCGUUAUCCUGGUCGAAGCCGGGCUCUUGGAUCUCCAUUUACAAUAAAUGCCUCCAGUAUGGCGACAUUGUGAAACUGAUCGGGGUUGCCGGCAUCCUUGACGAUAAUUUCGCGCUCCAACGUUUCAAGCAGUGGUCGAGGUCCCAACACCCGGACCUGCCUCUGAUCGCGAUAAACAUGGGUCGGACAGGACAGAUUUCCCGGGUCUUGAACGGCUUCAUGACCCCAGUCUCUCACCCGUCCCUCCCGUUCAAAGCCGCACCAGGGCAGCUGUCUGCGUGCGAAAUUCGGCAUGGAUUGACGCUGAUAGGCGAGAUCGUGCCCAAGAAAUUCUACCUUUUCGGAUCGCCGAUCAGCGCGAGCAAGUCGCCGGAGUUGCACAAUACACUGUUCAAGGAGACGGGACUGCCACACGUGUACUCUUUGUGCGAGACCACUGACCUGGCGGUGAUAAAGGAGAUCAUCCGGGCAGAGGAUUUUGGGGGGGCGAGCGUAACUAUCCCGCUUAAGUUGGACGUCAUGCCUCUCCUGGACGAUGUGGAUGCGUCUGCCCGCCUCAUCGGUGCUGUGAACACCAUCGUCCCGGUCUCCAACCCUGUCUCAGGCAAGAACUCGCUGGUCGGUUACAAUACGGACUUCCUCGGCAUGAUGGAUUGCCUCCGUGCAGCGGGUGCGUCUGCAGCACUGGGCGAAGGCGAGCAGUCCGGCUUGGUCAUCGGUGGCGGCGGCACGGCGAGAGCGGCCAUCCACACGCUGCACACGAUGGGGUACAAGCCCAUCUACUUGAUCGGGAGGAAUCAGGGUAAGAUGGAAGAAUUGGCAAGGACGUUCCCGCCGGUCUACGACCUCGUCUUACUAGACGCCGAGAGGUCUGCGGCGGCAGAGCAGAAGAUGACAACGCCGCCGGUCGUCGCCAUCGCCACCAUCCCCGCUGACUUGCCCAUCGACCCUCCCCUCGCGGCGUCCCUGCAGAAGAUCUUCUCGCGGUCCGCUCUACUCGCGACAUCCACGGCUCCAAAGGGCCAAGGCACCUCGGCACCCACGCGCACGCUGUUGGAACUGGCGUACAAGCCCGCGCACACGGCCGUGAUGCAGAUGGCAGAGGAAGUGGGCGGUUGGAAGACCGUGCAAGGACUAGAGACGCUGGUCACGCAGGGCCUGUGGCAGUUUGAGUACUGGACGGGAAUCGGGGUAAGAGGUCUCGGUGGGAGGCUUAGUCGGGUGAGUUAA
Molecule: messenger RNA, 4809 nt
Organism: Cladophialophora psammophila CBS 110553
Lineage: Eukaryota; Fungi; Ascomycota; Eurotiomycetes; Chaetothyriales; Herpotrichiellaceae
Product: pentafunctional AROM polypeptide
Exons: 1
Coding region: 1-4809 (1602 amino acids)
Biological process (GO): aromatic amino acid biosynthetic process; chorismate biosynthetic process
Cellular component (GO): cytoplasm
Molecular function (GO): 3-phosphoshikimate 1-carboxyvinyltransferase activity; shikimate kinase activity; 3-dehydroquinate dehydratase activity
Source: RefSeq, a predicted model, not a curated record